GAGAGAAAAACUAACAUGAAGCCAUCCUGUAGGGGGCGCAUGGCAGCUGCAUCAGAGGACGACGGCGGCCCGGAAGAGGCAAAAAGAGUACGAUGCUCAGGGCGAACAGUGUCCAGAGAGCGCAUGCGUCUAGUGAACUGUAGCGUCCGUGAGGGAAACCGAGCGCGCCAGGGUCGUGUUUGGAGUCGGCGGACCGGCGUUAUUGGCGGCGGCGGGUCAGGCAGCGAGUACGGGGAUGGUCCGGGGCGCCCCUUCCUCUCAGCACGGCCUGUGAGAGACAUGCUGCCCGGGGCCCCGGACCCCCCGGGGUGGUGGAGGAGGAGAUGGGGGAGGCAGCCGGGCCCCGGGCUGUGGUGUCCGCCGUCCCUGGUGUUGUUGUUCGCAGUUCUCCUUGGAGCCGGUGAGGCGCAGUCCGGGCCUGGGAACUACGGGGAGCCCGGGCUGAACGUCUACAUGAGCGAGGAGGAGGUGCGGCGGCUGAUCGGUUUGGAUGCUGAGCUUUAUUAUGUCAGGAACGAUAUCGUAAAUCACUACGCCCUUUCCUUUAAUCUUCUCGUUCCCACCGAAACCAGCAGCCUACACUUCAGCUGGCACUCUAAAUCUAAGGUUGAGUACAAACUGGGAUUUCAUGUGGACAAUCCUUUAGCCAUGAAUGUGCCACAGACCAAUAUUUCCAUGCAGGGGGAUGUACCUCGCUCUUUGUCAGUGUUCAGAGUUGAUCUUUUCUGCUCUGGGAGAAUGGACGUGGAGGUCAUGCUUGUCAUGCAGCUCAACAUAACAAUCAGCUCUGCCAAAAACAUCACAGUCCUUAAUUUCAAGCGGAGGAAAAUGUGCUACAGAAAGAUUGAGCCAGAAGUAAAACCCCCGAUAUCGCUCGACAGGAACAACACGAGAGUUCACUUUGAUCCUGUAAAUGUCCCCCCUACAACCUCUACCCGUGUCUUCUAUAUCAGUGUUGGCGUAUGCUGCGCAGUUAUUUUCCUGGUGGCGAUUAUCCUAGCAGUGCUACAUCUUCACAGCAUGAAGAGAGUGGAGCUAGAUGACAGUAUGAGUGACAGUGGCAGCUCCCAGGGACUCUCUCAGCCUUCAACCCAGACUACGCAGUACCUGCGCGCAGACACCCCGAACAACGCAACGCCAGUCACCAACACAACGGGGGAACACGCCAGCAGCGGCGCAGGAACGGCGAGGAAUUUAAACGGUUAUCCAACGCUGCGGAUAGAGAAGAAUGACCUGAAAAGCGUCACCCUGCAAGAGGCAAAGGCCAAAGUAAAGGACAUUGCCAUCUCCAGAGAGAGAGUGACACUUAAGGAUGUCCUGCAGGAAGGGACAUUUGGUCGUAUAUUCCACGGCAUUUUGGUGGAUGACAAGGAUCCAAGCAAAGAGAAGCCUGUGUUUGUAAAAACUGUGAAAGAUCAAGCGUCUGAAGCUCAGAUUACAAUGAUGCUUACAGAGAGCUGCAAGCUGCGGGGUUUGCACCACAGGAAUCUUCUUCCUAUUGGUCAUGUGUGUAUAGAGGAUGGGGAGAAGCCAAUGGUGCUGCUGCCUUUUAUGAACUGGGGGAAUCUGAAGCUUUUCCUGCGGCAGUGUAAACUGGUGGAGGCCAACAACCCACAGGCUAUUUCCCAGCAAGAUCUUGUACACAUGGCUAUUCAGAUAGCCUGCGGGAUGAGUUACUUGGCCAGACGAGAAGUUAUCCACAAAGACCUUGCUGCUAGAAACUGUGUGAUUGAUGAGUCUCUCCAGGUAAAGAUUACAGAUAAUGCUCUAUCACGAGACCUUUUCCCCAUGGAUUACCAUUGUCUUGGUGACAAUGAGAACCGACCGGUACGUUGGAUGUCUCUUGAGAGUCUGGUAAACAAAGAGUUCUCCAGUGCUGGUGAUGUGUGGGCAUUUGGAGUAACACUGUGGGAACUGAUGACUUUGGGACAGACUCCAUAUGUUGACAUUGACCCAUUUGAGAUGGCUGCUUACCUGAAGGAUGGCUACAGAAUAGCCCAGCCUAUCAACUGCCCGGAUGAGCUGUUUGCAGUCAUGGCGUGCUGCUGGGCUCUGGACCCCGAGGAAAGGCCCAAGUUCCAGCAACUGGUACAGUGUCUGACUGAGUUCCAUUCUGCACUUGGAGCGUAUGUGUGAACGGCAACAAUUACUCACCUGGAAUAACACUGCAUGGACUGUAUACAGCUCUCACAGCACAGUGCCUUAGGAUACUAUGUUAAUCUUUUUUUUUUUGUAAAAUACUUUUAUAUCAAGUAUUUUAUAGCUAUUAGAUCUUGUUUUUUGCAGAGCUGGGUGGAUUGAACACUAAACAGAAGAACCCAACUUCAUCCGGUCUCUUUUACAAGACAUUAUAAAUUGUUUCUACAAAGGACGCUCAAUGCCAUGACGGCAUUUUGUAUUUUAUAAAUAUUGGACAUCUUUAUUUUAUUUUAAGCCUGCCCCUUUUGUUACUUUUUUAUUUUUAUUUUUUUUAAUAAUAUAGGACAUUUUUUUUAUAAUUGGAAUGUGUUUGGACGUCUUUAAGAUGCAUUGUUCCUUUGUAAAAGGGUGAAAAGAUAAGUUAUAACACUAGACAAUGCCUCCUUAUGUAUGCUUUUGUUGACAUUAUGAUGCAUCAGUUCACUUUGUAUAUAAAGGAUAUGUUUUCUACACCGCUCGCACUACUUUAAUUUUAUGGUACGCUCAUACAUCUAUUUACUGUUUUGAUGUUUGUUUUUUCUGACUUACCCUUCACACGGUCAAUUGUCCUUUUUAUAGCCUCAGAAUACAAAGAACAACUAUUCAGGAAAUAUGGCACGGUUACAUAUGUACUGGAGGCUUUCAUCGCUCAAGAAGAACCUCAUGAUUGCUAGAGUUCUAGUCAUUACAUAGUAGUAGGACCAGUGUCAGACAAGUAUAAAUCCAAGGCAUCAAGUGAGGCUCUACAUUAGUAAAUGACCAACUUAUCAGUCUCAUAGUUGCGUGUCAACCCCCUCUUAGCGCCGGUUCACACUACGAUUUGGCAAUACUGGAACCGGAUACGUCUAGGGGUAGCGAAAACUGGGCGCACCGGUAUCCCAGCCAGACCCGGCCCGUACGACCACGGUUUUAGGUCUGGUCAGAAAACUGUAUACGGGGCAAAAAUGAGCCGACCCAAGUCAGCGAUCAACUCUGGUCGGCUCAAUGAAAUGAAUGGGGUUUGGGCCGGACCUGGCUGUGAUACGGGUGCGCCCAAUUUUCGCUGCCCCCAGCCGUAUCAGGUUCCCGUACACUACAAACGUAGUAUGAACCCAGCCUAACCGGUACAAUUCUCUACACCGAAGCAAAAGACCGAUCCCAAACAGGACUUGUACCCGACCACUAUACAGAGUGGGAAGAGACCUUAAUUUCUAUAUUCUGCACCAUAAACUGCAUGAGUCUGCCUCAGUCUAGACCAGUGUUUCCCAAGCAGGUUGCCUCCAGCUGUUGCAGAACUACAACUCCCAGUGUGGCUGUCCGGGCAUGCUGGGAAUUGUAGUUCUGCAACAGCUGGAGGCACCCUGCUUGGGAAACACUGGUCUACACCUUUAGUGGCUAUAUGAAGGUCCCCCUUCCCAGGGAAAUAUACUUGAAAGUUUGUCCUAAAGGGGUUGUCCAGGUUUAGAAUAACACUUCUUGCUAUAACAGUGCCGCACCUGUCCAAAGACUGUCUGGUAUUGCAGCUCGAAUUUAUUGAAGUGAAUGCAGCCGAACUGCAACACCAAAGUCAUUUCGUGGAGCGUUUUGGUACUGUUGGUGUAAAGCCAUGUUUUUCUAAUGUUUGACAACCCGCCAAAAAUGCAUGCUUGCAACAUUCAAUGGUACGAUACUUCCAUCCUCCAUACCUAAUGCUACAGUUAACUCUAGUUCACAUUCCUGGUCACAUGCAAUCCUUCUGGUAUCUUCUAGGAGUUCCUCUGAGAACAAAUAGUCUAAUCACAUCAUCUCCGAAGAAAGCAAACAACCAAAUGCUUCUCUCCUACGGGCAGGGAUCGAGCUACAAACUAACACUGCUGCUCGCUAGAAUUGGGUAUACUUUAAAGGGAUAUUCCCAUCUCACCUUGUUAUCCCCUUUCUGACUGCUGGGACCCCCACUGAUCCUGAGAACGGGGACAAAAUCAUCCCUGGUAUGAACAGAGCUCACCAUGUAUACAUGGAAACCAAUUGCUCUUAUUAGGAAGAAUAAAUGUUGGUUAAAACAUUUUUUAUUUAUAUAUUUUUUUUUUUUUUAAACAAACACCUAUACUUCCUAAUAACUUUGAUUGUUGCCAUUUUUCUUUUUAGUUUUUAGAUUUACCAGAAUUUGUUAAAAGGGGAACAAUAUUUAGUAAGAUCUACAGCGAUCUUCAAGGCCGUCAUACCCCCUCCCAUAGACUUGAAUAGUGGGGGCGGGGUGUGACGUCACACGGGGGCGGAGUCGUGACAUCCCGAUACUCUGGCCCCAUGGUCGCCACCCGGCUGUUUGUGAGCUGGCACCACGGCGUGCAGCUCAAACAGGUGGGUGGGGAAUACAAGAUUGCGGCCGGCCGGCCGGACCCCCGCGGUUAGACAUCUUAUCCCCUAUCCUUUGGACCCCUUUAACAUUGUUGUAAUUUUGGGGCUGUGAGGGAUUUUCAUGCAUUUUGUAGGUUGAUAUGAUAAUGUAGAAAACCUGAAAUGUGAUGGGUUGUAGACACUGCCACAGAUUACCAUAGGUACCCGUGCACAGUGCAAUUUUUUGUUAUUUUAGGCAAACCUGGUGUGAACCUAUAAAAGAAAUCUGAAGCUUCCCUUUGUGUCUCCCUUUCACAUCCGCGCACAGUUUUCUAUGUGCUGUGAACAGAGAUUAUAAACAGUUAAAUUCCUUUUUCUCAUUGACUUGUGGCCUGAUGUUUGUCAUUUGCAGUACUGUCACAGAUAUGGUUGUAUUUAACAGGCACAGUCUACUAAUUAAAUGACAAAAAAUUAUCCAAAUAUAUUUUUGUAAUAUGUUGUGAAAUAAAAAAAAUAUAUUUAAAUUUCCUG
This is a messenger RNA of Hyla sarda, 5001 nucleotides long. It is a transcript of the gene RYK, whose product is annotated as receptor like tyrosine kinase. The transcript has 16 exons. Gene Ontology annotation, molecular function: ATP binding; protein kinase activity. NCBI's taxonomy places the organism in Eukaryota, Metazoa, Chordata, Amphibia, Anura, Hylidae. The record is from RefSeq and is a predicted model, not a curated record. Gene Ontology annotation, biological process: positive regulation of kinase activity; multicellular organism development; protein phosphorylation. The coding region runs from base 16 to 2136 and encodes 706 amino acids. Gene Ontology annotation, cellular component: signaling receptor complex.